Molecule: messenger RNA, 4588 nt
Organism: Alosa sapidissima (American shad)
Lineage: Eukaryota; Metazoa; Chordata; Actinopteri; Clupeiformes; Clupeidae
Gene: ppp1r3f
Exons: 4
Coding region: 529-3270 (913 amino acids)
Biological process (GO): regulation of glycogen biosynthetic process
Cellular component (GO): protein phosphatase type 1 complex
Molecular function (GO): glycogen binding; protein phosphatase 1 binding
Source: RefSeq, a predicted model, not a curated record
CUGGAGUAUCGAAGACCCGGUAGGCUACAGGGCCUACCUAUCACUCACAUCAGUGACAGAUUUUCUACUCGGACUGGUGCUACUGUCACGUUGCCAUCUUUUUUGUCGGGGGAACUAAAAUCACUUCUGGCUUUUAAAAGGGGGCGUGUGCUGUUUAGAGACAGAAAGGGGGGUGUACCAACACCAACACAGCGAUUCCUCUCUUUUUAACCGCGGUCAAAUCAUGGACACAUAAUUCUGUCUAUAAAUAGAAACUUAUUCUUGUCGAUCCAAGCCGAACAUCUGCUAUGCACGCAAUGCACAGUAAAGUAUCGGAAUCACUGGGAAAUACCGAAGCAGAAUUCGCCUUCAGCGCUGCUGUUAGUUCUCCACUGGCGCCGUGCAAGAAGACACGUUCUACUCAGGUCUACAGUGGGCCGAAAAGGGUGGAUGGUUUAAGUUGAAGCCUACAGUAGGUAAAAGAGUUGCAUUAGAGUGGUUGCAACAAGAGACAUGGCUUAUAUCAGCUGCUAGUCGAAACAUGACAAGAUGUCACAAAACAAUAAUUUCUUAGCCAUCCCGGAUCAAAGAGAUCUCUUCGUCCCGGUGGGGAAUGGAGGAUCUGAGAAGCGCAGCAAUUCUCCCGUGGAUGACGAGGACGAGGAACCCGAGGAUGACAUUCGACUCAUACCCAGGUCCUCUCCCGUGCCCAGGAAGCGCGGCCCGUCAAUUGCUGAUGAGACGGCGGAGUAUAUGCGAAUUCGACUGGCUUUAAAACGCCGAGUGUCAUUCGCCGAUGCCACAGGUGGAGAUCUCGUGGAUGUGAAAGAAUUUGCUGCUUUUGAUUCAGACGACGAAGACACCGCCGAAAGAUGGGAGGCAGAGGAAGCUCGUUAUCGCGCCGCUGUACGCGAACCGACCUACCACCUGCAUCCAGAGUUUCAGGGGUUAUCUGGCGAUGAAUUGAUGGCAGCUGUGCGCGCCCAUAAAGUAGAAGUGGAACCUGUAUCUUUUGAUCCUGACGAGCCACUGGCAUUCUCCGGAAAAAUUCGUGUUCUCAAUAUUUCGUUCCAGAAGUCAGUGUAUGUGCGCUCUACCAUGGACGGUUGGGGCACCUUCUUUGAUUAUCCGGCAGAUUAUUUGGAAAGCUCUAACGACGGAGAAUCCGAUCUGUUCUCAUUUAAAUUGUCAUUUGCUCCACCUUACCUUUUCCACGGCGCGCGAAUUGAUUUUGUAGUGCGUUAUGAAACGCCAAAUGGAGAGUUCUGGGCUAACAACUCCGGCAAGAAUUAUUCGGUUACACUUCUCGUUACAUUUGAAGACCGUGCAGUUCACGCCUCUGGCAUGGAUUUGCAUAGCAUACGGGGUAUAUUAAAGCCGCCAAGACCUGGAAUGGACUAUGACGACUCUCAGGACUACGAUGACGAAGGGGCUAGUAGGGAGCCAGAGGACCAGCCACGUCCGGUGCACCCUGUGAUCGUUCAUCCUGAGAUGGACAUAGAUGUGGGAGGUCAGGAGCAGGGAUCUCUCUCCAGCACAGACCCUUCACAAACAACAACAGCAGUAACAACAACAACAACAAUAACAGAAGGCACACCCUAUUCUAGCACUACCACUGACCUGACUGCUCCAGCCAUUGAGAGGAGCCUGUGCGAUCAGCAGGACACCACAACCCAAGCCAGCACUUCCCUGCCACUGCCAGAACCAGAACUUGGAUCAGACCUGAACCACCCACCGCAACCACAGCAAGAGAACCAAGAGAGUGAACCAGCGGUCCAGAAAGAAGUCAAAGAUGUAACUUCAAUCUCAGCAUGCCACAGUGCUAUAUCAGCCUUGGCAGAACACACUAUUGCUGAAGACAACUUUGGAUUGAUGCCACCCUCAGAGACCAGACACACAGACCCUAAGCCUGAUAUAGCAACAGAUAUACCUCAUCACUCAGACCCUCCUGACCAGGCUGCCCCGUGUCUGUUAUUAGGUGAUGAAAUGGAUGGGAAUAAGCACAAAGACACAAGGCUCACAUCUGCUGAAGAAAUGGAUGCGAACAAGGACAAAGAAACAAGGCUCACAUCUGCCGAAGAGAUGGAGGAUGAUUUUGAGGAGCUCACAGCGUUAGCAGAAGAGGCUGGAGAGAUCGAGGAGAAGAUUGACACCAGUGAGAGGUUUGAAGGGGCAGAGGAGGAGCCUGGGGAGAUCGAGGAGAAGAUUGACACCAGUGAGAGGUUUGAAGGGGCAGAGGAGGAGCCUGGAAAGAUUGAGGAGAAGAUUGACACCAGUGAGAGAUUUGAAGGGGCAGAGGAGGAGCCUGGGGAGAUUGAGGAUAAGAUUGACACCAGUGAGAGGUUUGAAGGGGCAGAGGAGGAGCCUGGGGAGAUUGAGGAUAAGAUUGACACCAGUGAGAGGUUUGAAGGGGCAGAGAGAAGCACCGUCACAGAGUUGGAGUCACCAAUAAGCUCGGACAUCCUUGAUGAACAUGCACAGAAUGGGAGCACAGAAGUCGUUGGAGUAGAAAUUGCUCUGGAGGAAAACGCUGACCUUGAGGAGGUCCCUCGGGUGAGCCCGGGCCCACUGACGUCAACAGUCGAUUCCGGCACUCAGUCGGAGAUCUCUAGGGGCCGAGAGCUCAGACUGAAAGAAGAGUCUGCUCAAGCUGCAGGAGAGGACUUGUCUUCCUCAGCAGCGAGCCGUUUGCUGCCAACCCACCAAAGCCCUGUCCACCCAGGGCCAACAGGCGAAGACAGUAUGACACUCUCUCUCUCUGAUACCAUCUUUGAUGCUGACAAGUCACCAAAACCACCGCAGCACCCGAAGCCAUGCGAGCCACCUGCAUUAGAGGAAUCAACUGCUUCCUUGGAUUCCAAAUUUACUAAUCAUGAAGAUUUGGCAGUUACCUCCGAUCUCAGACCAGUUGAACAGAAAAACUUUGCUGAAGAAAUGGCCUUGCCACAGUAUUUCACCAUUGACUAUCACACAACUACACCAUCGACCAGAGAUGCAUCCCACAUCCCAGAGAAAGACAGUCUCGACGUCUCUGCUGGUACUGAGGAAAAGGAGUCCCCCGUUGAAGCCUCCUGUCCAGCCUGUCCAACCAUCCUGACCCUGGAGGCCCCUGAAGAUGCACUGGAGAUGCCUGGAAACUCAGUGGGCACCCUGGACGGUCCUGUCAGCAUCUGGAGGACUCUGAGACCUGCCAUGUUUGGCAUGAGUGUGGUCACCUGUUUCAUCGCAGCCGUGCAAGAACCCAGCAUCCUCCUCGUGCUGGGACUCUAUUUAGUUGUUCACUGUUUCUGAUCCAUCUUCCUUCCUUUCUUUUUUUUGCUAUUCUUGCUUUACUUUUAUCUUCUUGAGUGCCUUAUUGGUCAGUCCAAACCUAUCACCAACAUACAUUGCAAAGUAGUUUAAAUUGACAAAAUUCAGUUUCUUUCAUUCAUUUCAACCCCAUAAGCAUUGAGUAAAAAAUUAUUUUUGUUUUAAGUUCACUUUUUUGCAUUAAUAUUUCAGGUCCACAUGACAAAGUAGCUAAAUGUAGCAACCACCAGUCACUCAUAUCCAAAGUCACAUCCUCAAAUCUUAAAUGGUGCACUCAAUACUGUAACAACAUUCAUAACAACGGCAGUCUAGUCUACUUGUAGGGUGAAGUAAAUUCUAUUUACACUUUAACAUUGGCAGUGUCUAUAAUGAAAGUGUCUGGCGGGAUUUUCCUGGGAUGUGUGUUUUCUGAGGGUUUUAAGCAUGCUAUAUGAUACGCAGUGGGUGCCAUAUUAAAUUAAUUAUGAUACAUCCUCCAACUUCUGAAAAAAAGAACGGUGGCUAACAUCUCUUUCUCAAGAUACCUUUAUGUAAAAGAUCUACAAUUAUGGCUGGCUUUUAUGUAAAAGAAUUACAAAUAUGGCAGGCUUCCCACUAGCGAUGAGUGGUAGGGCAUCCUGUAGAAGGUUAUUUGUGUCUGAAGUGAAUGGUCUGUGACGUGCUGGAAACGUUGAAGAGGACGUUGAGACAACAAUGAUGGUUUGGAAGUAACGUCUAAGAUAAGACUUAUUAUCCCCAUGUAUGUUUAUUUUCCCAUAAGUAGUUCUAUUAUUGUGCAUAGAAGAAUGAUUUAAGUCAAAGGCCAGCAAUAAAUGUCCUUUAUAAAGAUAAUUUAAAGAGGAUCGGCACAGGGUUGACAUGAUAUGUGAUUUGAUAGAUGGUUUGCCGAGAUUAAUGGUAAAUUUCCUUUUGCGUGUGUGUGCGUGAGUGUGUGUGCUGUGUGGAUUGUGUGAUGAGUAUUUCCUGUGUGUGUGUGUGUGUGUAUGUUUUUGUGAAUAUGUGUUCCUGUAUAAAAUACUCUUCAGAUAUCAUGUAUUACAUUCAGGUAUCACAGCAUGGAUAACAUGUUUCUCGUCUUAUAAGAAGUGUUUCAUUUACACUAAAACUGUUGUAUUCAGCCAUUAACCAACAAAAAAAAGCACCGUUUUAACCAUGUCUGAAACUGAUGUGAUCUGUCAUAUUCUUUGAGUGUCCCAUUGAGUGUUGGGAGUGUAUAUGCAACAAGUCUAACACAAAUCUCACUGUGGGAUACAUGUUGAAUGUGGGACUACAAAUUCACAAUUAAACAUGUUCAACAGCA